Messenger RNA from Ectocarpus sp. CCAP 1310/34, 1541 nucleotides. The record is from the annotation of a GenBank genome assembly. Lineage: Eukaryota; Phaeophyceae; Ectocarpales; Ectocarpaceae.
CAUCCCACAUCCCACUCACUCCACAUGCUCCCGCACACCGCCCUUCCUAUCGUUGAACAACCGCCGCAGCUGGUGGCCCCUUCUCCCAUAUUGCUGGCGAUCCUUCAUCUGGCCGCCAUCUAGACGCGGAAAAGCUUGGGAAUAUCAACGCGCUGCUACAGUCGUCGCAAAUCGGCAUCGCCGCCCGUCGUUAUUUGAGGGAUGGCGGAAAAGGCCCCGGAAUGGACAAACAUGACCAACUUGGCGAGCGCUACCUUCGGCGGUACGGUCGACUUCGCCACGGACGAGUGGUUCGGAGAAGCCGCGCGGCUGCUUCUGCCCGGCGAACCUAUUUUUAACGACGAGUUCACGGAGUUCGGCAAGUGGAUGGACGGGUGGGAAUCUCGGCGGAAGCGUGUGGCGGGGCACGAUUGGUGCAUCAUCAAACUCGGACUGCCAGGCCGCAUUCGGGGCAUCAAGGUGGACACCGCCUUCUUCACGGGAAACCAGGCGCCGCGGUUCUCUCUCCAGGGGGCCUGGCUUCCGCAGGAGCCUGAGGCUUUGACGCAGCUGGGCAGGGCGUGGACGAAGGAUCGGCUAGGGUCCGCAGCCGGCGCGGACGAGAUGGCCAGGGCUGCGUCGCUGGGAUCUGAGCAAUGGGAGGAGGUGGUGGGCAUGACGCCCCUCAGACCUGGAUACGAAGACGGCAGGUGCCACUUUUUCGACAUAAUCUCGGACAGGAAGUACACGCACUUGAGGCUGAACAUGUUUCCCGAUGGGGGCAUCGCGCGGCUCAAGGUGCACGGCAUCGUCGAGCGCUCCUGGGAUGAGGUGCCGCAUGAUGCGGAGAUCGACCUGCUGUCGGUGGAGAACGGCGGCGUCGAGGUUGCGUGCAGCAAUCACCACUACGGAGAGCCGAAGAACAUGAUAAAGCCAGGACGGGGAAUCAACAUGGGCGAUGGCUGGGAAACUGCGAGAAAGAAAGAUCGUCCCGCCGUCCUAGAGGUCGGACCCGACGGCCUGGUUAAGGCACCGGGAAGCGAUUGGGCUAUUCUCCGGCUGGGGGUGAUCGGAGAGGUAAAGCGCCUCGUCGUCGACACCAACCACUUCAAAGGAAACUUCCCGGAAAGCAUCCUAGUGGAGGGGUGCCUAUCCCCCGACGCCCUCGACUCGGAUUUCGCGGACGGAGGGGAGCGCAUGCCGUGGCGCCCGUUGCUGCCGAGGCACAAGGCCGGCUCCAGCAGAGAGCACGUCUUCGAGCUUGGCAAGGGAGAGAUCGAGAACCUGGGUCCCAUCAGCCACCUUUCCAUGAUGCCCGACGGGGGCGUAAUGAGACUCAGGGCCUUCGGGCAACGGGCCCCUAGUUCCCGCCUGUAAACACGAAGCCUUGGCUGGUGGCAAGAGCAAUCUGCGACAUGGAUCUCGCGCUAUUUUUCCGAUUAUUUUUCCCGCGUCUGAGAGAGGAGUUUUGGUCGAAAGCGCCGAUGAAGUCCUGUUUAUCAAGUACAGGGAAAUGUUUGUGACACAAUUGUUGGUGAUCGUUGGUGGCGAAAUUGGGGGGG